Molecule: messenger RNA, 1904 nt
Organism: Psylliodes chrysocephalus
Lineage: Eukaryota; Metazoa; Arthropoda; Insecta; Coleoptera; Chrysomelidae
Source: the annotation of a GenBank genome assembly
CUUGCCUUUUACGUGUUUAAAAAGCGAUGUUAUUAUAAUUUCGUAAUAUCAUCAUAAAAAUAUAGGUUAAAUAAAAUUUGACGUUCAAUUUAAAAACAUACACAAGUAAAUAUAGAUCAGUGACCAACAAAUUUUAGAAUUAGAUAUAUAAAAAUAUGUCUGGCGGAUCGGUGUGCGUGCUAGCCUUAAAUGGAAGGCGGCAAACAGUAAAAUGUACCCCAAAUACCACAAUUUUACAGAUUUUGGAGGAAGUUUGUAGAAAACAACAGCUAAAAUCCGAUGAAUUUGAUUUAAAACAUCAUAACAAAGUAUUAGAUACUUCACAAAUAUAUAGAUUCUCGGGAUUGCCAAAUAAUGCCCAAUUAGAACUAGUACCUGCUACCAAAGUUCGCAAAGAGUCUGAUGUUAUCUUAGCUGCAAAUCUAGAAAGUGGUAAAAGGCUUACUGGAAACUUUUCUCCAAAUGAUACUCUUUUGGAAGUCUUAAAAAAGCUCUGCCCUGAAGCCUUACAGCAUGAUUUAAGUCCUGUUGUCAUUUAUACUAGGAGAGAAAUUUAUGGAAAAGAAUUAGAAGAUGUUACCUUGAGAACUUUGGGUUUAACAGGAGGCAGAGCAAUGAUUAGAAUUUUAAACAGAGCUCCAGAAGAUUUAAAAACACAAGCAAAUGUGUCGAAGGUGUUACCAUCAAAACCUGUUGAAGAAAAACCUUAUAUCAGGAAAUAUCAGCCAAUUGAGGAACCUGAGGAUGUUGAAAAAUCUAAAGAUGGUGCUCCAAGAAUUACUGAUGAUGACUCUUCAGAAAAUGCUGCACCUCAACGUGCACAGAAAAAGGAUAAUGUUGAUUUGUUAAAGUUAGCUAGAGAAAAAAGAAAAAGUACAGAAUUUCAAAGCCCACAAUUGGCAGAAAGAAAAAAGAGUACUUCUGAAAAGCAAGUUAAAACUAGUCCUAAGCCUACCAAAAAGAAAAAUCCCUGUUCUUGUAAAAGUCAUGCUAUGGAUGUGGAUGAUGAAAUCAGUUGCCCUGCAACUUGCAAAGGGACCUGUAAAGAUUCAGAUGAAAACAUGGAAAUUAAAGAUGACUUUGUAUUUUUAGGGGAAAGAAAUGCCAUGCUCUUUUCACAAGAAACAGCUGAAGCCAUACCUCAUGAAGAUCUCCCAGAUGACUUUUUCGAUCUAACAAUAGAUGAUGCCAGAAAAUUACUUAGAGAUGUAAGAAAACAACGUCAUUUCUUGGAAAACACUCCCCUUCGAACUUCAAAUUUGAGAGAUUUAGAGGAUUCUAAAAAGCAACUGAGACAAGUGAACAGAUAUAAAAAAGCCAUUAUUAGAAUUCAGUUUCCUGAUAGGGUGGUGCUUCAGGGUACAUUUAAUCCUUCAGAUACCAUUAAGGAUGUCUUAGAGUUUGUUAGACAAUAUUUGGAGGAUAAAUCUAUGAAUUUUUAUGUCUUUACAACUCCACCCAAGUGUGUUUUAGAAGAAAAUAGAAUGUUGCUGGAAGAGGGAUUUGUACCUGGGGCUGUUGUGCAUUUUGGUACUGAAGGCCUUAGUUAUAAAAGCUAUCUUAGAAGAGAUUUGCAGAAUAAAAUCACUAGCAAUUCUGUGGCUAGUCUGGCAGCGGCUCAAAUCAGGAAGAAAAACACCAGAAAAUGUGGUGUUGAACCAGAAGAUGACUGUGAUUAUGAUUUUAGUGAAGAUCUAAAAACACAACCAGAAGUCAAUGCUGGUGCCAGUACCAGUUCAGGAGUAACCCAUGAUGUGGAAGAAAGAAAACCCCAGUAUCAACCUCCUGAAAACUUCCCAAAAUGGUUUAAACCUUUGUAAAUAACCUUUGCCUAAUAUAGGAAUCAAAUAUUUGUUUUUUUAUUGUUUAUUAAAAGUUUUAUUAAAUAAAACACCAGAAAAUUA